This is a messenger RNA of Spodoptera frugiperda (fall armyworm), 1233 nucleotides long. Its product is annotated as piggyBac transposable element-derived protein 4. Bases 1 to 1233 code for a protein of 410 amino acids. The transcript has a single exon. NCBI's taxonomy places the organism in Eukaryota, Metazoa, Arthropoda, Insecta, Lepidoptera, Noctuidae. The record is from RefSeq and is a predicted model, not a curated record.
AUGACCAAUUCGUAUGCCAAUAAAGUUAAAAUACUAAAAGUUGUCACACGCAACAUGAGACUUGCUAAAUGGGUCGACUGUAAUGAUGAAGAAAUGUUGAAGUUCCUAGGCUUGUUGAUUUACAUGGGACUCAAAAAAUUACCCAAAAUGAGUGACUAUUGGAGCAAUAAUAUCCUCUAUAAAAAUAAAGUAGUUUCUCAGGCUAUGAGUAGAAAUAGAUUUGAGCUGUUACUAAGAUGUUGGCAUUUUGAAGACAGUAUCCACUUGACAUCCAAUACUGACCGUCUUUUAAAAAUAAGGCGUUUUGUGCAGUUACUUGCAGGUACAUUUCGAAAUUCCAAAACGCCUGGUGAAUAUAUCACUGUAGAUGAGACCAUGGUGGCUUUUAGAGGACGUAUAAAAUUCAUGCAAUAUAUUCCCGGUAAACGGCACAAAUAUGGCAUAAAAUUAUUUAAAGUGUGUGAUGAUGACGGCUACACACAUGACUUUAUCGUUUACGAAGGUAAAAAUUCAAGAGAGCAGAUCGAGUCGCCUGCCAACAUAGUAAUGAAGCUUUGUCAUCCCUACCUCGGAGUAGGCAGGAGUGUAGUAACGGAUAAUUAUUACACUAGUGUAGAUUUGGCGCAACAAUUAUUGAAAAAAAAAAACACUCACCUGAUUGGAACAUUACGCAUAAACAGGAAGGGAUUACCAAAAAAAGUGGAACAAGAAAAACUGUCCAAAGGUGAAACGAUUGCUUUAGAGAACAAUGACGGUAUUCUUGUGCUCAAAUGGAAAGACAAGCGUGAUGUAUUCGCUUUAUCGACAAAACAUUCUAUUGGUUUUGUUACUGUUCAAAGAAGGAGGAACCCUAACAAGAAAGUAAUGAAACCUACCUUAAUCGCUGAAUACAACAAACACAAAUGCUCAAUAGACUUGUCUGAUCAAAUGGCAAGCAAUGCCAAUCCUGCCAGAAGAAACAUCCGCUGGUUUCAGAAACUAGCUGUAGAACUAUUACUUUCAACAGCUGUCACAAAUGCAUAUAUAAUUUAUAAGACUCAUAAGCAACUAAGUAGCAAGAAGUCGAAUUUUCGAGAAAAUCUCUGCCUACAGAUGUUAGGAAUCACGUCUAAUUCUAAUUCAGCAGCUCGUGAACAAAGUCAAAGAGAUCAUAAAUUCAGCAAAUCAUUGAUGGCUGAUCACAGAGGACGACUUAUUCGGCGAAGGUGCAUAUGUUACGGUAAAUCUGAUUAA